This is a messenger RNA of Fonsecaea multimorphosa CBS 102226, 1242 nucleotides long. RefSeq lists its product as uncharacterized. Bases 1 to 1242 code for a protein of 413 amino acids. The transcript has 2 exons. Lineage: Eukaryota; Fungi; Ascomycota; Eurotiomycetes; Chaetothyriales; Herpotrichiellaceae. The record is from RefSeq and is a predicted model, not a curated record.
AUGGCAAUGGAAUAUAUCAAUUACAUCAAGGCCAAGGCCCAUCUUGUAACGGCACGCAAGUCAGAGGCACCAGUGCUAUCCGACGAGGAUGAGAAGUUCCUGGACCAUAUUACAUCUCAGGAAAAUCCUCCUCCGCUCCCAGCCCGGCCCGGGGCGCUGGCAGUAGUCAAGGAUGCACAGGUCGCUCUUAUGGACGGGGCCCAGAACAUACCUCUGCCUCCCGAGACUCCAAAUGAACUGAGCGAGGAACCUGCCAUGAUCCAAGAAGACGCAACCGGCACGACAGAAGAUGCUCCAUCCAAACCCAAGGCCACCUGGAGCUGGCUCAGACGGGACAGUCGAGACGUCAAACGCCAAAAGAACGAAGCCACUGCCUCUGGCCUAGAAGACAUCGCUGCGAGCCUUAGAAAGCGCGAACUAGAAGACAGUGAGGAAGAAAAACAGGCCAAGCAGGAAGAAGAGGACAUGACCAUCGUGCUGGAACGGCUCAAUCUGGCGGCAGUCAACAAUCGAGUCUUCUCCAUCAGUGAUGAAACGCAAGAGCUGCUCCAGAAAUUCAAUCUGGUCUUCAAAGACCUGGUCAACGGCGUGCCGACCGCGUACGACGACCUGGAGAAAUUGCUGACGAACGGCGACCGGCAGUUGCAGAAGACGUUCAAUUCACUGCCCAGCUUUUUGCAGAAGCUCAUCGAGAGACUCCCUGAGACCAUGACCAAGGGUUUCGCGCCUGAAAUGAUGGCGGCCGCGGCUGAGCGGGCUCAGAAGAGCGGGGUUAAUAUGGAAAAUGCUGGCAAGGCAGCUGCAGCGGCGAAAAAGAUGGGGUUUAAGACACCGUCCUUGAAAGAAUUGGUGGGUAAGCCUACCGCCAUCACAGCCGCGCUCAGGUCAAUCAUGAAUUAUCUCCGGGCGCGGUUCCCGGCUUUCAUGGGUAUGAACGUGCUGUGGUCGUUGGCAAUGUUUGUGCUACUCUUUGUCUUCUGGUAUUGUCACAAACGGGGUCGCGAGGUCAGGCUGGAGAAAGAACGCAAACUCACAGAAGAGGAGGUGCAAAAGCUGGACAUUGACUACAAGGCCGAGCACCCGGAUGAAUUUCCGACGACGACUGCCGAGAAGGGGGCCUCCAUCCAAGAUGUGCAGGCUGGCAUGGAGGAGGUUGAGGCCGCAAAGAAAGCGGUGGAGGUGGCAGAGCAACCUGUGGAAGUGGAGCCCAAGGUCAUUCCUCCAACGACAGUGCCGGCGUAA